This is a messenger RNA of Prunus mume (Japanese apricot), 2148 nucleotides long. RefSeq lists its product as uncharacterized. Gene Ontology annotation, biological process: molybdate ion transport. The record is from RefSeq and is a predicted model, not a curated record. Gene Ontology annotation, molecular function: molybdate ion transmembrane transporter activity. Lineage: Eukaryota; Viridiplantae; Streptophyta; Magnoliopsida; Rosales; Rosaceae. Gene Ontology annotation, cellular component: membrane.
AGUCAGGAAAACCUCACUUAUCAUGUCUUGGCUUCCAAUUUGCCCAAUUAGAAUAGAAAAGAAAGGAAAAGAAAAGAAAAAUAAACAAACACACAGUCAACAAAACCAUCACCCCCAUCGGACCAAAAACCAGUCUGUGUGUCUGCGUGAGUUCAUGGGAAUUGAAAUCCCCGGGAAAUCUUGAGACCCUUUUCUCAAUUCACAAAUCCCAUUCUCACCACCUAAACUUCGCUCCAUGUCCACUUCAGGGUUGGUAGCCAGUCCUUUUUAAGCUUCAUUCUACACAACAGCACUCCUUACCACUCUCUUUGCUUUUGCUCCUCUCUCUCUCUCUCUCUCUCUCUCUCUCUCUCUGCGAGCUUUUCCCAUUUGUGUGAGAGGCUGAGAGUGAGCAAUGGAGUUCUUCUACUUCCUUCUGUUUGGGGCUCUCUCUGCGGUUGUGGCAGCUUUGGAGCUGAGCAAGAACAACAAAGAUCGCAUUCAUACUUCCUCUGUUUUCAAUGAUUUCAAGAACAACUACCUCCUCAUCUACUCUCUCAUGAUGGCCGGGGAUUGGUUGCAGGGUCCGUAUGUGUACUACCUCUACAGCCAGUAUGGGUUCAGCAAGGGGGAUAUUGGACAGCUUUUUAUUGCUGGGUUUGGGUCAUCCAUGUUGUUUGGGACAGUUGUGGGAUCUCUAGCUGACAAACAGGGUCGUAAGAGGGCAUGUAUUACGUACUGCAUAACUUACAUUCUAAGCUGCUUCACCAAACAUUUUCCUGACUACAAGGUUUUACUGUUGGGACGCAUAUUGGGAGGCAUUGCCACUUCUCUACUUUUUUCAGCUUUUGAGUCUUGGCUUGUUGCAGAACACAAUAAGAGGGGCUUUGAGCAGCAGUGGCUUUCAUUAACAUUCUCUAAGGCUAUUUUUCUUGGCAAUGGUCUAGUUGCCAUAGUAGCUGGGCUACUUGGGAAUCUUCUGGUAGAUACUUUGGGAUUUGGCCCAGUUGCUCCAUUUGAUGCUGCUGCAUGCUUUUUGGCAAUUGGCAUGGCAAUUAUAUUGGCAUCAUGGGGUGAAAAUUAUGGAGACUCUUCAGAAAACAAGAACUUGCUCACCCAGUUCAGGGGUGCUGCUGUAGCCAUUGCUUCCGAUGAGAAGAUUGCUUUGCUUGGUGCCAUACAGUCCCUAUUUGAAGGCUCAAUGUACACCUUUGUGUUCCUCUGGACUCCAGCUUUGAGCCCAAAUGAUGAGGAGAUUCCACAUGGUUUCAUUUUUGCAACAUUCAUGCUAGCCUCAAUGUUGGGAAGCUCUUUAGCAUCUCGGCUGAUGGCAGCUUCAUCCCCCAAAGUCGAGAGCUAUAUGCAGAUUGUAUUUGUAGUCUCUGCGGCUUCGCUUCUGCUUCCCAUUGUGACAACUUUAUUCAUUGCACCUUCCAAUGUGAAAGGUGGGAGCAUGUCAUUAUCAGGGUAUACUCAGCUCAUUGGCUUCUGCAUAUUUGAGGCCUGUGUGGGCAUAUUCUGGCCAUCCAUCAUGAAAAUGAGGUCCCAAUACAUCCCAGAGGAGGCAAGAAGCACCAUCAUGAACUUUUUCCGCAUUCCUCUCAACAUCUUUGUGUGCGUUGUGCUGUACAAUGUUGAUGCAUUUCCCAUCACCAUCAUGUUUGGUAUGUGCUCGAUUUUCCUCUCUGUGGCUGCUGCAUUGCAGAGGCGGCUUAUGGUGAUUGCUGAUGGCCCAAAAUCAAAACCAGAAGAAUGGACAACACAUGAGAGGGACACAGAAGCAGAGCCAUUAAAUGACUAAUUGAUGAUGAAUAUAACAAUAAAAGAAAAGACACCUGGAAAUUUUUUGAUGUUUGAAACAAACCACCUAUUCUAAUGUGAACGUUCGAGCUGCAUCUUGGUUUUCUGUUUGCUGUCACUGAUUGACGCCAACUUCAAAACAAGGCAUGAAGGAGUUUCAGGGGCAAUCAGCUGGUGGCUAUAACACAAAGAAAUGACUAACUAACGAGUCUAGUUGCUAUAUGUAGUUCAUGUAUUUUCCAAUCACUGUAGACUCAUGCUUGCAUCAGCUAUAUUUUGUCAUAUGGUUGUCAUAUGGUUGAUGUUAGAAAAUGUAAGGAUGCUUCAGUCACUUAUAAAUGGUUUUUUUUUCUUCUUUCCUCUUGGCCA